Messenger RNA from Hydatigera taeniaeformis, 789 nucleotides. NCBI's taxonomy places the organism in Eukaryota, Metazoa, Platyhelminthes, Cestoda, Cyclophyllidea, Taeniidae. The record is from the annotation of a GenBank genome assembly.
AUGACGGAACAAGGACGAUUUCAAGGUGCUCUCAUCUUUGGACUGGUGGUAGGACUUGUAAUCGGAUGUGUACGAGGGGAGAAACCGGACACCCUGCGCAUCUUGACUAGACACCAACAGUACCGCAGUUUGACACACGCAGCGGAUAUGCUGAAAAUGACAUGGAGCGUGAAUCUGGAGAGGAUUGCCGCCUCAGUGGUGGAGAAGUGUCCCACAUCGGUGGAGGCGGUGCGUUCUCAGCCGGAGCUCCGUGACCUAGGCGCUAAUCUCGGCUCUGAGCCCUAUCCUCCAACCCUGCGGGAUGGCUAUCCCGAGGACAUCCAAACCUCCAUUAUCGACCAGUGGGGAUCCCAACGCUCCCACUUCAACCCUGACAGUGGAUGUCCCACCCAACCCUGUGACUCUUGGUGGCAGGUAGUUUGGUCGAACGCAUCCCAGGUCGGCUGUUCACUGAAGGUCUGUGGAGAUAAAUCCGUCAUGGUUUGCAUCUACAACUCAAGGGCCAAUAACAACACAAACGCCCCAUUCAAGAUUGGAAAGGUCUGUUCUGCUUGCCCCUACGGCUACAGCAGGUGUGAGGAAGAAAUGUGUGUGGCUGAUAAGAAUCCACAGAUUGAACCGGAGCCCGUCCCAGAGUUCUCUCCUGCCGCCUCCAACACCGGCAGCAAAGUUAACACCGAGAGUACUGACAACGGCAGUGACGGCUACACAGUUCCCGACAGUACUAACCGACUGACAAUCCUCCUCACAACAUGCAUCUGCCUUUUCCUUCUCACUCUGCUCGCCUAA